Messenger RNA from Vollenhovia emeryi, 3245 nucleotides. RefSeq lists its product as uncharacterized. The transcript has 7 exons. NCBI's taxonomy places the organism in Eukaryota, Metazoa, Arthropoda, Insecta, Hymenoptera, Formicidae. The record is from RefSeq and is a predicted model, not a curated record. Bases 380 to 1381 code for a protein of 333 amino acids.
AAUGCAAAAGAGAGAAACGCGAAGAGUCGAGGGAGUCGGAUCGACGUGGGAGCGACGAAGACAGUCGGGGGUGCGAGCGAAGAGCAACACGGGGUGUAAAGUGAGAGAGAGAGAGACUGGGUGAACGAGGACCUCGCGCUUCGACCAGCGCGAGGAGGACGAAGGGCUCAAAGAAGUUAAGGGAGAAUUCGUGAUCUAAACGAGAAAGAGAGAAUGAAAGAGAGAUGAUGAAAGAGAGAGAGAGAGAGAGAGAGAGCCUCGUGGAUAAAAGAGAGCGUGCGCUUUCUCGCAAAGGGCGAGAGGGUGAGAGGGAGCCAGCUGCCACCGCACAGCUACACCCACGGCGACGGUCGGACCUCAGUCGUCCGCGCACCCUCGAAUGGUGAGGACGGUUGUGCCCGGUGGUGAAAAGUUAAAUCUCGUCGUUCUCGCCGCUGCGAGCACGACCGGGUGGUGCAGGGCACCACGUCACACGUCGCCCGCUUCAGCUGACGCUCGAUCUGUGCGACGUUUCCCGCCGACGUCACAGCCUGUGCGGGCACUCAACCCUCGGGUGAUCGACAAAGGGAAGCCUCGGCGAUUCAAUACGGGACUACGGGCGUCCGACAAGGACUGUAAAACGGGCGCGCGCGAGAAAGAGGAGUCUGUUUCGGGGACCGGUGGGACUCAAACACGAAACCUGGGUCAAGGGUCGAGAAAAACCGAACACCUGAGCGAUGUGAGAGGAAUAUAUGGACGGAUACCAAACGGACUGGGCAGAUUCGGCGAAAUUACGAACACGUGGAGGGACGUGAAGCGGGCGUUAAGCCUGCUGUGCGUAAAAAAAUUUUCCGGCAGCGGGACAAUGCUGGAGGCGCCGCCCGGGAGUCGCGAAGACCUCGUAGAGGCGGCAAGAACUCCAUGUACACCCACCGAUCUGGACACGAUGCUGUACGGUUACACGAACAGCAUAUACGUGCUGGACCACACGCCUGAAUCCUUGCCGGACAUGGACAUGCUGCAACUGUUCGCAUCUCCGGCAGGUAGAGCGUUACUCACGAGCGACAAUCGGCCGGGGGGAUCAACGUCGACCUCCUCCUUGUCUCGAGAAUCCUCGUCGAGGCUGAAGAGCAGCAGGAGACCAUCGGGCACUGGCACAGUCAGCGCGCCUACGUCGCCGCCAAGGCGGCGGAAGUCGAGCGCCGAGCUUUACAAGGAAGCUGUCGAGAUUCUCGGCCUCACUUGCUCGCUGACCGAUAGCUGUCGGUGCAUCGAUUGCCAGAGCAACUACUUCGACUGCGACGACGAUUGCGGCGAUGCUAGUACAGAAUUGGCUGCGGGCACUCCUAUUCUAUUGGACCACGCACUAUCGCAUCAUCUGACUGUGUGUUCCAUACAGUAGCAAACGACCGGUAGACGAACAUUUCGGCCCCUUGUUAGCCCGCUCUGCCAUACGUUCGAGAAGAAGAAGAUGACAUCGUCGGCGUGUCAAUAUCUUCCGACAGCUGCACAACAUUCGCGUUAAAAGCAGGAAUUAGCGAGACUGAAAACAACCAGGGCGGCAAUGAUACUAUGUAGAUACCGAACACCGGGUAGCAGGAAAAUUGAGUCGUUCGUUUCGUGAGUUUUCACAGAGUUGAAAUAUUUCUUUCCCUUACCAGGUAACUUAUCUGACAUCUCGUAUGAUCGGACGAUUAUUUGCUCAACCAUAUUUAUCGGGUAAACGCAGCGUCAGGUUUCACGCACGUUACACGAAUUAUUACCCAAAUACACUCGAACACGUUUGCUUUACGACAGUGCAGCAUGAAUAUCGAUAAGCUUAUGACGAUGUAAGCGAAAAUAAGUUCUUGCAAAUACACAUUUGGUAUCGUAGUAGCGGCGCGACGACUCGCAUGUUUGUACCGUCGAAAAUUGGAAAAUUGCGUUCAGAAGCGAUUAUAAGGCACGGCUCAAAAAUCGUUCGAAUUUAAAUCAUGCCAAAACAGCGCCAAAAAGUUUACGAUAGGAUAUCCUAAUUAAUAAUUAGCCUGUGCACCGCGUUCGUACACCGUUCGGUCAUCCAUCAGAUGAAAGUGCAUCGGUAUUAUCCAAUCGGAUCGCCGACAUGCGUGGUGUAUAUGAAGUCUGUAUACAUAUAUAUAUGUGUAUGUGUGUAUACAUGCGGGAUGUUCCGUGACAAGUCGGCCCUACUUGAGCGGUGGACAGGGGACACAAAUAUAAUGAUAAAACGCGCUCCAGAGUUCUCAUAGUCACCAGUGGUAAAUUAAAUCAAAAUUUUACUAAGUAUGGAAACGACCUUACUGGCAAUUCUUUAUUAUAAUAAAACACACGGUUCCGGCCUGGUCCUCUUCAGGUAGCGAAUUUACAAGAGUGCCUACAAAUGUCUGAAGAACAGAUAAACAAAAUAUGAAGUAAAGUAGGCUAAGUUCUUACAUAACAGAAGAGGAAAUUAAGGUGUUAUUAUUUAUAUAACAAGGCUUACAAGAUUCGUCCAGAUUAGAGAUGUGAAAAUUAAGUUAGAAGUCAGAAAUUUCGUUGUGUCUUGUCGUCAGCGUUAGGAAACAGAACACGGAAAAAACUGAUUUAGUUGAUUCAGCAAAUCUAUAGUUUGCUGAACAAAAUUAAACGUUUUAAAGAAGUAAAUUUGCUAAUGCAGCAAAGAAGUCGUGUGUAAGAGCAAUCGUUACUUUGUUCAUCAAACAAAUCGAUUUUUGCUGAAAUUAUCUUAGUUACUGCAACAAAUCAUUUUCGCUAAGUGCGAGACGUAGCUAGCGCCAGCCUCUGAGUAGUUCGCCGACCGCCGCUAGGCCGCGCAUGGUGGCGGCCAAAAACUCGGAAGCAAAAUUCAGUCUCGUAGGGUAUAAAGAGAGGCACAUAUUCUUCUGAAGAAAGCGAGAUUAUCGUUAAUAAUUGGACAACGAUUUGCAAAGUUAGUAUGCAAACACAACAACUGUGUGUAUCACACACACACAGUGAACAAUUUUGCAUACUAAGCUUGCAAAUCGUUGUCCAAUUAUUGAUAAUCUCGAUUCUCGCUUUCUUCAGAAGAAUAUGUGCCUUUCCUCAAUGGUGUUAUUCUUUCAAAUUCUUCGAUUUCCUCCCGCAUUGGCAUAUGAGACCCGGCUCGUGUUUCAAUCUCAUGCUGCGGUAGUACCUUAUGUCUCAGUUGUACGCGUAAAUUAUGCAAUUGCUGGAAUAGAAAGUAGUUACACAUAUUUUAUUUGCGAAGUUUGUGGCAAAUACAAUUUCUGUCAUUAUUACCAUUG